This is a messenger RNA of Pediculus humanus corporis (human body louse), 1116 nucleotides long. Its product is annotated as gamma-butyrobetaine dioxygenase, putative. The coding region runs from base 1 to 1116 and encodes 371 amino acids. Gene Ontology annotation, molecular function: oxidoreductase activity. The transcript has 7 exons. Gene Ontology annotation, cellular component: mitochondrion. The record is from RefSeq and is a predicted model, not a curated record. Gene Ontology annotation, biological process: carnitine biosynthetic process. NCBI's taxonomy places the organism in Eukaryota, Metazoa, Arthropoda, Insecta, Psocodea, Pediculidae.
AUGUCAUUUCAUUGGUUUCUACUACUCAAUGCUUCAAUAAAAAAUUUUCAUUUAAAUGAUGAUGAUGAUGAUGAUUCAAAUAUCUUAUCAAUACAUUUUGAUAAUUUGAAAAAUUUAAAUUUUCCAAUAAUUUGGUUAAGAGAUAAUUGUCAAUGUGAUAAAUGUUUUGAUGCGGUUUCUAAUUCGAAAAUUCAUAAACCUUUAAAUUUUACAAAUGAAAUCAUACCUUCAUCCAUUAAUUCUACGAAUGAUUCUGUAACGAUUAUUUGGAAAGAUGAUCAUUUUAGUAAUUUUAAUAAAGAAUGGUUGUGUCGACAUUCAUUUCAUAAAAAACAUCAAAUUGAAAGAUUGAAUGAAGAAUACGUACAACAAAUAUCAUGGGAUUCAAAUGAUUUUAAUAAAUUUCAACCGGAAAUUUCAUUUCGAUUUGAUGAUAUAAUUAAAUACGAUGAUACCUUAUUAAAAUGGUUAGAAACUUUGGCAAAAUUUGGUGUGGGAAAAAUUUCUGGUGUCCCUUUAAAAAAUGGCCAAUUGCAAAAAUUAGCCGAAAGGGUGUCUUUUAUAAGGAAGACAUACUACGGGGAGGAAUUUUUUAUUAAAGGUGAUAAUGAUGCUAAUAAUGUUGCUUAUAAAAAAGGACCCCUACAAAUGCACACGGAUUUACCUUAUUAUCAUUAUGCACCUGGGGUUGUUUUACUCCAUUGUAUAUUACAAAGCACCGAAGGAGGAGAAAAUAUUUUGGUAGAUGGUUUAAAUUUAGUCAAACAAUUACCUAAAUCGUCUUAUGAAGUUUUAACUAAAACAAUUGUUGAUUGGUCGGAUGUUGGAUGCGAAAAUAAAUACGAAUUUUGUACAAAAAAUAGAGCUCCGGUUAUUUGCGUAGAUGAUUUGGGAAAUGUAAAUAGAAUUAAUUGGAGUCAACCUCAGAGAGAUUCUGUUUUUAAUGUCUCCCCAGAAGUUGCUUUGGAAUGGUAUAAAGGAUAUAAAAAAUUUAUGGAAAUGAUUAAUGAUACUAAAAACGCUGUGAUAUUUAAAAACGAAGAAGGUAUAUCAUUCAGUUUUUCCAAAAAAAUAAAACAAUUUUAUUUGUAUUUUGAUUUUUUAAAUGUUUUUUGA